CAGAGUGGGAAUUGCUGCUGAUUCUCAGUGCCUCGACCAGUCGUUCGAGUUGCCUCUGAGCGAUCGGUCAGUCUCUGUUCAUCGCACGAGUGCUCAGUAAGAGUGUCCAGUGACUUCCCUCUGGAAAGCGCAUCCUGAUCGUUAGACACACCAAAAAGGCCAACAGAGAUUGAGGAGCCAAAAUGCGUCUCCUCAUCGUGGCAAUCCUCAUCGUGGGACUGAAUGCACAGGGCGACACUGGCAGUCUGGACGAUCUCAUCAAGCAGAUCUUCACGUCCACUCCGGGAAUUGGCGGUCAGGUGGUCACUCCGGUGCCACCCACGCAAGCGCCCCCGACGCGACCACCCACGGGCCCAGCGCCGAAUCCCUCUCAGGGCUGCGAUGGCGGUGAAUGCGUGCCGUACUACCUGUGCUCCCAGACAGGCAACAUCAUCACGGACGGCGACGGUCUGCUGGACAUCAGGAUCGAUGUGGAGAACGAGCCGCGCCCGUGCACGGACUACUUCGAGAAGUGCUGCGCCGUGAAGAACAAGCAGACGAAGCCCAUCAUCCCGCCGGUGCAGAUCCGCGAAGGGUGUGGCAAUCGCAACCAGGACGGCAUCGGCUUCCGCAUCACCGGUGACAAGGACAAUGAGGCGCAGUACGGCGAGUUCCCCUGGAUGAUCGCCGUACUGAAGGAGGAGCAGGCCAUCUCUCAGAUCCUUAAUGUCUACCAGUGCGGUGGAAGCUUGAUCCAUCCGCAGGUCGUGCUGACGGCCGCGCAUUGUGUGGACGGGAAGCAACCGAGCGUUCUGAAGAUCCGCGCUGGCGAAUGGGACACGCAGACGAAGAAUGAGAUCUUCGCACAUCAAGAUCGCGAGGUGGAGAGUUUCGUCAUCCAUCCGGAGUACUACAAGGGCGCCCUGUUCAACGACAUCGCACUGCUCUUCCUCAAGACGCCCGUGGAUCUGGCCGAGAACGUUCAGACUGUCUGCCUGCCGCCGAAGGACUUCAACUUCGACCGAACGCGAUGCUACGCCUCGGGAUGGGGCAAGGAUGUGUUCGGCAAGGAGGGCAAGUACCAGGUGAUCCUCAAGAAGAUCGACUUGCCUGUGGUGCCGCGCGACACGUGCCAGAACGCCCUCAGGACCACGCGAUUGGGCAAAUUCUUCGAGCUGCACAAGAGCUUCAUCUGCGCCGGCGGCGAUCCUGGCAAGGACACGUGCAAGGGCGACGGAGGAUCUCCUCUCUCCUGUCCCUCCGGACCGGGAUCCACGCGAUACUACCAGGCCGGAAUUGUGGCCUGGGGCAUCGGCUGCGGCGACAACCAGAUUCCCGGAGUCUACGUGAAUGUGGCGAGCUUCCGUGACUGGAUCGACGAGCAGAUGACGUUCAAGAGACUGGACACCAAGUCCUACAGUCUGUAGAGAGACAGAGUCCUCGUGGAUGUGUUUUUUAUCACUGAUGAAUGAAAAAUAAAUAACUUUCGAAGCUCA
Molecule: messenger RNA, 1475 nt
Organism: Phlebotomus argentipes
Lineage: Eukaryota; Metazoa; Arthropoda; Insecta; Diptera; Psychodidae
Product: phenoloxidase-activating factor 2-like
Exons: 4
Coding region: 183-1406 (407 amino acids)
Biological process (GO): proteolysis
Molecular function (GO): serine-type endopeptidase activity
Source: RefSeq, a predicted model, not a curated record